Molecule: messenger RNA, 3115 nt
Organism: Euleptes europaea (tarantolino)
Lineage: Eukaryota; Metazoa; Chordata; Lepidosauria; Squamata; Sphaerodactylidae
Gene: MAP3K21
Product: mitogen-activated protein kinase kinase kinase 21
Exons: 10
Coding region: 24-3077 (1017 amino acids)
Biological process (GO): protein phosphorylation
Molecular function (GO): JUN kinase kinase kinase activity; protein binding; ATP binding
Source: RefSeq, a predicted model, not a curated record
UGUUUCGGGCCACCACUGUGACCAUGGCUUUUCUGAUCCCCGAGGGAGUGGCUGAAGGGGCUUUGGGGGCCAGUGGCACCUCUUGCCCUCUCUGGACUGUACUGUAUGACUAUGAAGCCACUGGAGAAGAUGAGCUGAGCUUGCGGCGGGGAGAAGUGGUCGAAGUUCUCUCUAAAGAUGCUGCGGUUUCUGGAGAUGAUGGCUGGUGGGCAGGCAAAAUCCGCCAUCGCCUUGGUAUCUUCCCAGCCAACUAUGUGACUUACCAGCCAGGACGUUAUCAACAUCCCCAGUUGGGAUUAUUGGAGAAGUCUGGGCAUCGAGCCCAGAGUCUAACAAUGGGUGAUGGACAUUCUACAGGCGGUGAAGACCAUCUCGGUUCUCUUGCAGAGAUUGACUUCCAGUAUCUGGAACUGCAAGAGAUCAUUGGAGUUGGGGGCUUUGGCAAAGUUUACAGAGCGAUGUGGAAGGGCCAGGAAGUGGCAGUGAAAGCAGCUCGGCAGGACCCGGAUGAGGACAUCACGGCCACAGCGGAAAGCGUACGGCAAGAAGCAAAAUUGUUCUCCAUGUUGAAACAUCCCAAUAUCAUUGAGCUUCAUGGUAUCUGUUUGCAGGAGCCCAACCUCUGCCUGGUUAUGGAGUUUGCUAGGGGAGGACCGCUCAAUAGAGCUUUGUCAGGGGCUUCCCCAAUCACAAGUGGAAGCCAUUGGGGCCGGCGCAUACCUCCUCAUGUGCUGGUCAACUGGGCGGUACAGAUCGCUCGUGGGAUGCUCUACCUUCAUGAAAAAGCCAUAGUUCCUAUCCUCCACAGAGACCUCAAGUCGAGCAACAUUCUGUUGCUUGAGAAGAUAGAGAAUGAUGAUAUUCAUAAUAAAACUCUGAAGAUUACAGACUUUGGCUUGGCUAGAGAGUGGCAUAGGACAACUAAAAUGAGUGCAGCUGGCACCUAUGCAUGGAUGGCUCCCGAAGUUAUCAAGUCUUCCAUGUUUUCUAAAGGAAGUGAUAUUUGGAGUUAUGGCGUAUUGCUGUGGGAACUGCUUACAGGAGAAGUUCCUUACCGUGGCAUUGAUGGUCUUGCGGUGGCUUAUGGUGUUGCUGUCAAUAAGCUUACUUUGCCCAUUCCAUCCACCUGUCCUGAACCAUUUGCUAAACUAAUGAAAGACUGCUGGGCUCAGGACCCUCAUAUCCGACCAUCGUUUGCCUUGAUUCUUGAGCAGCUUACUGCCAUUGAAGGGGCUGUUACAACUGAGAUGCCUCAGGAAUCCUUCCAUUCAAUGCAAGAUGACUGGAAACUGGAAAUCCAACAGAUAUUCAAUGAACUUAGGACCAAGGAAAAGGAGCUGAGGUCACGAGAAGAAGAAUUAACAAGAGCUGCUCUUCAUCAGAAGUCUCAAGAAGAAUUGCUGAAGCGGCGUGAGCAGCAGCUAGCAGAACGGGAGAUUGAUGUACUGGAGCGAGAACUGAAUAUUUUGAUAUUCCAGCUAAAUCAAGAGAAGCCCAAUGUGAAGAAAAGAAAGGGAAAGUUUAAAAAAAGCCGAUUAAAACUUAAAGAUGGACAUAGAAUCAGUCUGCCUUCAGAUUUCCAGCACAAGAUAACUGUGCAAGCUUCCCCAAAUUUGGAUAAGCGAAGAAGUUUAAACAGUAACAGCUCUAGUCCACCAAGUACCCCCCCAAUACUUCCACGUCUUCGAGCUAUACAGUUAACCUCAGACGAAAGCAACAGAACUUGGGGAAGAAGCACAGCUUGUCAUCAGGAGGAAUUCGAAGAAAUUAAGAGAAGCUUUAAAAAGAAAGGCUGCACUUGGGGGCCAAAUUCGGUUCAAACAAAAGAGCGAGCAGAUUGUAAAGAGAGAAUAAGACCGCUCUCAGACGGCAGCAGUCCUUGGUCAACACUUUUGAUGAAGAAUCAGAAAGGUGUUCCUUUAGCCUCUUUGUUCAUGGACCAAGAGCAGAAGCUUUCCCCUGAAGGCCUGGAUGCUAAGCGGCCAAAACAAUUAAAAUUGCCAAAUCAGGCCUAUAUUGACCUACCUCUCGGGAAGGAUGAAAAAGGACUCAAUUCUGCAGAACAGGAGAGCUUCGAAGAAGGAAAUUCAGCAAGUUCAACAAAUAGCACUCCACAGAUGACACCUACCAACAGUCUCAGUAGAACGCUGCAGAAGAAGAAAACUGACUCUGUGUUAUAUGGAUGUACUGUCCUCCUUGCGUCUGUAGCUCUGGGCUUGGAUAUUAGGGAGCUGAACAGGCCGCAGGUUCCAGAGGAAGUGUUGCCUAGGGAAGAAAAGAAGAAACGUGAUGGACUGUUUCAGCGAGCUUCCAAGUUUCGUCGAAGUGCAAGCCCUUUAAGGUUGCAUUCCAAAAAAGAAGAAAUGCACAUCCCUUCAGUAAGCCCGUCUGCAAGCACUGUGAAUCUUUUGUCUUUAUCUUCUGCUUCCACUAAGUGCCUGCUCCAGUCUGACUGUGAAGAUGCUACUGCAAGGACACUGCCCAGUGACAGAGACAGUCCUAUUAAAUGUUUGGUGGCAGAAAGCCCUGUAAGUAGAAAAGAACAAAUUGUUCCUGCUACUGAUUCUAACUUGCCAUGUCCUGCUCUUCUUGUGAAACAAGAAUCCCAAUGUACAGCAAAAGUCUCUUCCUCUAAAGUGAGAGUUAUGGGGCACAGAAGGACCGUGUCGGAUGGAAAUCCGUGUCAUGCCACGACUAACGGUGUCCCUGAGGUUCUGCUCGUUUCGUCGCUCUUACAAAGAAACUUUUCCAUCGACGCAUCUCAUGAAAAGCAAAGAACUGUCAGUAUUAUACCAAGACCUCGGCCUUCUUCUUUAAGAAGCAGGCUAGAUCCUUGGCAGGCUGUUUCACAAAGUGUGAAGCCAAGCCCUUCUGAGACGGAUCGCUUAGAGGGUGACGGAGGUUCCAAGGCUAACUCGCUAACCGACACCGAGGAGAGAACUAAAUCCCAUAUGCCCUCAUUACUUGAUAUCGAUGUUGAGGGUCAGAACAGUGAUUGUACGGUGCCUUUGUGCAGAAUGAAGAGUAAAUCAUGCCGGCCGUCAAUAUAUGAACUGGAGAAAGAAUUUUUGUCUUAAGUGCCUUGAAUUUUUUAAAUGCCGUUUUAAAAGAAGUA